Nothobranchius furzeri (turquoise killifish) is the source of this 6003-nucleotide messenger RNA. RefSeq names its product septin 8a (gene septin8a). Gene Ontology annotation, biological process: cytoskeleton-dependent cytokinesis; intracellular protein localization. Gene Ontology annotation, molecular function: molecular adaptor activity; GTP binding; GTPase activity. The record is from RefSeq and is a predicted model, not a curated record. Gene Ontology annotation, cellular component: microtubule cytoskeleton; septin ring; septin complex. NCBI's taxonomy places the organism in Eukaryota, Metazoa, Chordata, Actinopteri, Cyprinodontiformes, Nothobranchiidae.
UAGUUGCCUCCCUGAGCUUCUAGCUCCUCUCCGCCUUGUGGCUCCCUCUUCCUGUCUCUAUCGGCUCACCUCAGUAGUUUAGCAGGCUUGCACGGAGAGUCGAGGGCUGUUCCCUUUCGCCUCUGCCCAGCACGCCGAAACCAUACAUUCCCCACCAUGGCUGCCACGGACGUUGACGUGUUUUCGAAUGAAGAGAAGCGCAACCUCAGCUUGGGUGGCCAUGUUGGAUUUGACAGCCUUCCUGACCAGCUGGUCAGUAAAUCGGUCACACAGGGUUUCUGCUUCAACAUUCUGUGUGUAGGAGAAACAGGCAUUGGAAAGUCAACGCUAAUGAACACACUUUUCAACACAAUGUUUGAGAAUGAAGAGGCAAGCCAUUACCAGAACGGUGUGUAUUUGCGGCCGCGAACGUACGACCUCCAAGAAAGCAACGUCCACCUCAAACUCACCAUUGUCGACACGGUUGGCUUCGGUGACCAGAUCAACAAAGAGGAUAGCUACAAGCCCAUUGUUGACUACAUUGACACUCAGUUUGAAAACUAUCUGCAAGAAGAGCUGAAGAUCAAACGGUCGCUUUUUAACUACCACGACACCAGGAUCCACAUCUGCCUUUAUUUCAUCGCUCCAACGGGACACUCCCUCAAAUCACUGGACCUCGUCACAAUGAAGAAACUAGACAGCAAGGUCAGUAUCAUUCCCAUCAUCGCCAAAGCGGACACGGUCUCCAAGAGUGAGCUUCAUAAAUUCAAAAUAAAGAUAAUGAGUGAGCUUGUGAGCAACGGCGUCCAGAUAUAUCAGUUCCCAACGGACGAUGAAGCUGUCAGCGAGAUCAACGCCUCCAUGAAUGCCCAUCUGCCGUUCGCUGUUGUAGGGAGCGUGGAAGAGGUCAAAGUAGGGAACAAAACGGUGAGGGCCAGGCAGUAUCCCUGGGGAGUUGUGCAAGUUGAGAACGAGAGCCACUGUGACUUUGUGAAACUCCGAGAGAUGCUGAUCAGAGUCAACAUGGAAGAUCUGAGGGAGCAAACACACGCCCGCCACUAUGAGCUGUACCGGCGCUGCAAGCUGGAGGAGAUGGGCUUCAAGGACACAGACCCAGACAGCCAGCCUUUCAGCCUUCAAGAGACUUAUGAGGCCAAGAGGAAAGAGUUUUUAGGGGACCUGCAACGGAAAGAGGAGGAAAUGCGGCAAAUGUUUGUUAACAAAGUAAAAGAAACUGAAGCAGAGCUUAAAGAAAAGGAGAGAGAGUUGCAUGAGAAGUUUGAGCAGCUGAAGCGGAUGCACCAGGAGGAGAAGAGGAAGGUGGAGGAGAAGCGGAGAGACCUGGAGGAGGAGAUGAACGCGUUCAACAGGAAGAAAAUGGCAGUGGAGACGCUGUCCUUAUCUCAGCCCCUCAAGAAAGACAAGGACAAGAAAAAUUAAUUUGUGGGGCGCAGCACACCCAUCCAUCUACACACGGCCAUGGAUUUGUCCUCCAUCACCAUAGCAACGACAUCAUCUGGUUCUGUUUCGUGUUAUUUUGUUUUUGACAUUCCAUCUUUUUGCCAUUGUGCACAUGGACCAAACACACUGAGGAUGAUGAUGAUGAUGGUGAAGCCACAGCAGAGAUUCACCUUCCAUCAGUGGCCAUCUCAUUCAUUCAGGAAACGUUUUGGACACUUAAAAAAAAUGUGUGUUUUGUUUUCUGAUUUAAAUGUUUUUGUUUUGUUUGUGUUUCACCAUCAGCUUCUCCACACAUCCAUGGGACCUUCUUGAUACUACAGCAGGCUAAAUUGAGUAUUUUAAACAUAAAUUGUGCUCAUUUUCAUAGGACUGAAUUCUGGAUUUAGGAUGUUAAUAAAAUAAAAGCUGUCCUUAACGUCUGUUAUGGAGUACAUAGCGCAGAUGUUUUUUAUAAUCUAGUAUAGCAGAAUUAGUCCCCGUUUAGAUUAAGCCUAAAUAAAACCUUUAAAUAAAUAACCGAGUACCUGUGGUACCGACGACCUAAAAUCUAGGCUCGUUUCAAUAAUCGAUGCAACAUUCUUGUGCUGCAAUUCAAUAAAAGUAUGUGAAUAUUUCCUAGAGUUUACUAAGCUUACAGUUAUAUGCAAAUAAAGUUCUAGUUUUUAAAUAUUGAACACAAAUAUAAGAAGGCCAUAAAGAUGCUGUACAUGUUUGUUAGUGGUUUAACAUUAUUGUAAACGUUGAUGUUUUAUGACUGUGGAAUCAGCUAUGAAGCCAGUAAACAAGAUUCAGGAAAAGAUUCAAGCCUCCACUUGCUUGUAGAGGAGUUUACACUCAGACAAAACAAGAGCAGCUGUAUUUACUGUCUGUUGUUGCAAAUAAACACAAACCCCUCUCUUCCUCCUGACUUUGAAGCCUCCUCUCCCCUGGUUUGUUGUUGUGAGUGACGGGCAGGUAGCAAAACAUCUGUCAGCUGGAGACGAGGCCUUUCCUGUUUAACGGUGUCUAACCCAGAGGCUUUUAUGACCAUCUCUGCAGGUGUGCGUGUGCGAAAAGAAAGUGAUGUUUAGGAGUUGUGUAAAUUGCAUUAUAAAGAAGACAUACUGUGACUUUUUUUUCUUAGGUUAUAAUAGUUCUGUGGUCAAUACAAACGUAUUCUUUGCAUCAAGUCCUCACAUGAAGCAAUUUCAGCAGUUUUAGUCCUUCAGUACCUUCCAGAAUGAGUCGUUUAAGGGUUCUGGUCUCUCCUGUACGUGAGAGAUGGUUUUAUUCUACUUUCUCUGUUUGUGACAUCACAAACGGGAACUUUUUGAAAUGGCUCGUUUAGGCACAUCAUUCCUAGAACAAAACGGGGACAGAAAAUGCACGGGCAGAUUGGUUUUUCACACUUGGAUUAUUUAUAGAGGCUCUAGAGACCCAUAUGGCAGCACAAAAGGUGAGUUUUGCAUAGCAGGACCCCCAUAAUUAGCUUUUCAGUUAAGGUUCUAGUGAGACUUUUCUGUAAGUUUUGUAUACAUUUGUUGAGAAAUCAUGUCUGUUUUGUACCUAAACCCAUAAGGCAAGCGUAUCAGUUCUAUUAACAGAAAAAAACGUUCCUCUUAUUACGUAUUUUAUAAUUAAUUACCAGUUCCUUGAAUUUUUUUUAUAACCUUUCCUGGAGCUCAGGACUUCUUUUUGGGUUUGGACUUGCCAGUACCCCGUCACCGCUGCUGUACAGUUUUAUUUUCGAGGUAUUUAUUUCAGCACGUUUAGAAACCAACAGGAGGAAGUCACAAAUCUGUAAUGUAGAUCCUCACCGUUUCCUGAGACAACUGAGCCAACACUAUUAUCAUUCUGUCCACCACCUGCGGAGCUGGCUGGAUCUCCUCCAGCAGCACAAUAUGUUCAGAGCUCUCUGUUCUGUCCUUGAACACACGGUGCUAACAGAGCUGAAUGAUAAUCGCUCUCCGGCAGGCUGCAGCUGCUCUUCUUCAAUGCUGCAAGGUAUCUCGAGCGUUGCAGAAAAAUUAAUCACAGGUGAAAUCAAAAGAGUUGCCCCUAUAUGGGGACCUUCAGGAAUCUAUUGAUGUUUCAGACCUUAAGUAUUCAGGUAGAAAUGCAGAUUUCUCAUGACCAUGAAAAACCCAAGUUGUUAAACUUUCUGAACAUCUACAAACCAAAUUACAAACCAGAGCCGUUGGAAGCAAAUUCUCACUUGGAAUACAAUCAUGUCUUUUUAAAAACCCCUUCUGGAGAGAAAGAUGAAUUUCUGUGCAAAUAUGACCUUGAAAAUAACUCACUGGCAAGGGAAAAUUUUAGCAAUGAGCCGAUUUGGAGGUUAUAUUUUUCUGAAAUAAAUUCUACAGAUCUCAACCUUUUAAAGCCACAUUUAUGUUAGAAAUACCAUUUUGGUCCAGUUUCUUCCAAACCUGCUGUGCCAUUUCAUCUAGGUGCUUUAAAGGGAUACUUUGAAACUUUUUCAUAUUUUUAAACCAUUUUCAUGAACCGGAAUGUGCUAAAACAACCCUUUACAGGGUUAAUAAAAGGCCACCCAGCCCCUAUCACCCCUGUGGCCAGAAUAUUCCACUUGCAACUUCAGACAGGCAGUCUGCUCUGCUGGGACUUAAAAAAAAAUUGAGCUUACAUACCUGGUGCUGCAGCCUAGUUCCAACACGUUUCAGGUUAUGAACACAGCAGAUUUGUUUAAUUUAGUGAUGAACCACUCCUAUAGACACCAAGGAAGGCUAGGGAGGCAUGUCAGCUGUUCGAUUAAGGUGUUAAAAAGACGAACGCACAGCAAGAUGGGUUUUGAUGUUGGUUCUACAAAUGGACACUAGAGGGCGUUAAAAUAAGCAAAAACUGCUUAGUUUUAGAUGAACAUUAAAGGGGCAUUAUGGAAGUUUGUCAGCCAAAACAUGUAUAGAAAUAAUAAAUUUCUCCUUCAUACAUUCUCCUGCAAUGCCCUGGUCCUGUAGAAUGAGCCCUGGCAUUUUUACUGAUUGCCAGUUUUUCUGUAAAAUCACAGAAAGAGUUGCUCGGGUCGAGCAGGCUGCUUCAUGCGCGUUCACGCUCAGGCAUCGCCCGUAGCAUUUGCUAUCAGUAGCUUUAGCAGCAGAGAGAGAGAGGCAGUGCCAACUCAGCGACUUUGUCGCUGUUCCUAACGCCUAGUGAUGAACCUAGCUACAUUUCUGAGGACCCUUAGCUACUUUCGUCUAGAUAUUUCCUGCAAAUUAGCAACAAAAUAGCCAUUUUCGCUCCGAACCGUUCUUUGAACAUUGUUUCAGCUGUCAUCAAGGAUAUAAAAGUUACAGAUACAACAGAUGUCACUGGCGCUUCAGCUCACCUAUUAAGACGUCACUCUCUCGUGCAGUAGGCCCGGGAUCGAUUCUGAAUGUGAGCAUAAUUUAUUUAGUUUAUUUUUUACAUUAAUGGUAUAUUUUUUUACAGUAAGAUGCCCAAAUUUUUAUUUGAGACUCUCCGAACGGCAUUGAAUUCACAGAUAAAAAAGACGUGGGUUCAACUUUCAUUUUGGACCAAUUUUUCAAGCAAGGGAAGGGAAUGAUCUGAGCAUGCAGGGAGACUGACCCAUCUUAAACCUUUGGCGGCUGUGCUGAAGAGAAAGGUACAGAACCAAAUUGUUUAAUUAGCUGCACUUUCUCCUGUCCUCCAGGCCACACACACACAUGGGACUGUCUCAGCUGUUAUUUUCGUUGAGUGUACACGUAUAGCAUGCGCGCCUCGUGCACAAGCCUACUAUUGAAGCUGCCGUUACGCUUUUGGCCUGAGGGGGCAAUCGCGAGCAUAAAAAUUCAAAACUCCAUAAAGUCCCUUUAAAAAAUUAUUACUCUUUACAUUUAAACCACGAGUAGAACCAGUUGACGUAACUUGGUUAAGUUAAUUCAACAUUUCAUUGUUUACAGUGUACAGUGUUUACAGAGGGGAGAUAUGUUCUAUGCAGGGGUGUUUUAUUUUGCAGAUAUUGUGCAUAAUGGUGCAGCUCUGAAAAUUUGUGCAACCAAGAUGAAAACACAUUUGUUUUAAGGUGUAGCUUUAUUUCUGUGAUCGAACAAAGUAUGACAUAGCUGCCUUUAGUAGAUGAAGGGAAAAAUAAACAAUAAAAAUAGUCACAGAGCAGCUUGGUCCAGCUUUAUCUUAGAAAACUGACCGUAACAAGUUCACAUUAGAAAAAACUGUAGAGACAGUUUACGUGUCUUUGGGCUUCAGCAGUUUGGCAGCGAAGCUUUAUCCUCCCCCAGGGGGACAAGCUGAGCUUAUUCAGCUAACAUCAAACGCUUUUCCUUUUGCCAUCCACUCACAUGUACCACGAUCCUGUAAAUCUGGCAAGGCUGGCUAGUUUUUACAUGAUAAAAAAAAAAAAAAUCUGUUGAAAUAAAAACAUUCAUCCCAAAUUUCACAUUUCCUGUGAUUCAUUUUAAAAUACUGCAAAAAUAAAUUAGAUCACUACCACAAAUGGGCCAAUCUCACAAUGUUGUCAUUCUGCUCUAAUGUUGAACUAAUUUCCCAAAAGGUGCUCUCGUUGCAUAUGUAACUACGGUUGAAGUAAAAAAAAAAAAAAAAAAACAA